Pollicipes pollicipes is the source of this 1240-nucleotide messenger RNA. RefSeq names its product parkin coregulated gene protein homolog. Gene Ontology annotation, molecular function: Hsp70 protein binding; Hsp90 protein binding. The record is from RefSeq and is a predicted model, not a curated record. Bases 275 to 982 code for a protein of 235 amino acids. The transcript is spliced from 4 exons. Lineage: Eukaryota; Metazoa; Arthropoda; Thecostraca; Pollicipedomorpha; Pollicipedidae.
AGCCGAGUCCAUAAGAUCCAUAACGGGCGGGAGUCCAAUGACGAGUAAAAUCUUCAUGACGCCUGGCUUCCACUUUCGCAUGAAUUCAACAGAUUUCCCACACACAAAAUAAACGUUAAAAGAAAAGAGAAGACCCAUCUGAAGCACUGCGCAUGCCGGCUACCCAGAAACAUCCGACCUCUAUCGACCAAACAAACCAGCCGGCGGCCAAACCAGCUUGCUCGUCGAACAGUGUGGCGCUUGAUCACGUCGGGGGGCUGUCAGGUGGGGAGACAUGUCACUCGCGACUUGUAAGCCAAACUUCUCCCCCAAAUGUCGCGUUGUGCCCGCGUUUACCAUCGAAGUUUGGCAGCAUAACACAAUACCCAUCCCCGCCCCAUGUGCUGGUGCUUUCAAGGCCCGAAGGCCGAAGCCAACGACAUUUCGGCUGUAUUACGAACGAGGCGACUUUCCACUUAUCCUAGAACCAGUGGUUCGGGGAUUUAAAAUUAUCUGGAAGGUACCAAUAGAAAAGCUGGACCUUCAUCACUACUUGCCACUGUUUUUCGAUGGACUGUGCGAGUUGACGCAUCCUUACGACUUCCUCGCUAGACAAGGAGUGCACGACCUCCUCCGCAGAGGAAAGGAUAAAAUUCUGCCAGUGGUGCCUCAGCUCAUCAUCCCUAUCAAAAAUGCGCUCAACACGCGGGCACCGUCCAUCCUCUGCGUGACGCUGCAGGUGCUGCAGCACCUGGCGCUGUCGGCCGACCACGUGGGAGAGGCGCUGGUGCCUUACUACCGCCAGAUCCUCCCCAUCCUCAACCUGUUCGUCAACAAGAACGUCAACCAGGGAGACGGCAUCGACUACUCGCAGCAGAAGAACACCAACUUGGGCGACCUCAUCCAAGAGACGCUCGAGAUCUUCGAGAAGACGGGCGGAGAGGACGCAUUCAUCAACAUCAAGUACAUGGUGCCCACAUACGAGUCGUGCGUACUGAACUAGUGCGACGCGAGCAGCGCGGACCGAGGCGCCCGCCGGCGCCGGGCUAAAUCGUCAGUCACGUCCUAGCGUCUUUCACACAAAUGUGCUUGUCGAGCUUUUUUGAAUAUUACCACGCACCUAGCCUGACUCGCUUGUUUGACGCGAAAGACCGCAGCUACAUCACACCACGCCUAGGUCGAGCGGGACGGGCCAGCCCCACCCCGCCGCUGCAGCAGACCACAGCGCUAUGCAUUAGACGCAAAUAAACUCGUAUCUGCA